Messenger RNA from Trichomonas vaginalis G3, 1233 nucleotides. RefSeq lists its product as uncharacterized. The transcript has a single exon. The record is from RefSeq and is a predicted model, not a curated record. The coding region runs from base 1 to 1233 and encodes 410 amino acids. NCBI's taxonomy places the organism in Eukaryota, Parabasalia, Trichomonadida, Trichomonadidae.
AUGAAUCAAGGAGAAAUUAUUUCAUCACUUACACGGAAAAUCCAAGAUAAAAUAAGAGCACUGGGCCCUACAAAUAUAUCUCGAUGGAAUUCAUUCUGUGGCUUUGAUGAAAUGACUCAGUCACAAUUUGCACAAAGAUCUACCUCAUUAGGCGUCAGAGUUAACAAAGAAGAUAUUCAAGCAAUAUGGAAAGAAUGCGGUAUAAAAGAAAAUAUUAUUGAUUUUAAAUCAUUUGUUCGGUUUAUUUCUUUAAAUAGAACAACUAUUUUCAAUUUACCUGAGAACACAGAAAGAACACGGCAAAGGUUGAUUCAAAAAUUCCUACAAUAUGACUCUAGAGCUACUGGAUUCGUUUCAAUUGAGCAAUUUGAUGACAUUGCACACGAUUUUUCAAUAAUGUAUGAAAAUUGCGAUAAAUAUGAUACUAAUCAUGAUGGAAGAUUCAAUUAUUUCCAAUUCAUGUCAGAUAUUAAUAGCCAAAAUCAACCUCAAUCGCAAAAACUUCCAGAAAAGCCUACUUCUACUGAAAAGAAGGAAGAAACAGCUAAAAUUGAAACCGAGACAAAGCAAACUCUUGUCCCUCCUAAGCAUGUUGCAGAUAUUCCUUCUGUCAACGAAACUCAAUCUCGAUUACCUGCUUAUUUUGUUCCUUCUAUUGCAAAAUUAUCAAGUCCCGUUGUUGAUAAAAUUCCUGAAGAAAUAAAUGUCAAAGAUACAGUUCUUUCUCCCGAAGAAAUCUAUGAUGGGCAGACUGCAGUAAUAAACCUUUCAAAGCUUGCUGUUUCUUACAAGAACAAUCUCUCUGAAUUAUGCAAUGAUGUUCAAUUCGGCGAUAGAAUAACAAUUGCUAAUUUAUGUCGUUUACUUCGAACAAAUUUCACUGAUUCUCAAAUUUUAUACAUUACGGAAGAAUACGGUGAUCCAAUGUCUCGCUCAUCGCUUUUCAGACUUGUUGCUGAUGGGGAUAAGUUCGAAAAAGCAAGGCAAUUGAAAGGCCAAAAACCAUUUGAUCUGCAAGAGUCUGAGAUAGAGGCUGUUUUGAAGUGGCUUAGAGAUAACUCUAAUGGAUGGAAUUAUAAGGAAUUAAUUAGAGCCAAAUCUGCCGAAGAAGCUUCUUUGAUGUUGGCAAUGAAAUCUAUAUUCAUUACAGCAGAUGAUCUGAGACCAGCUUAUAACAAGUACAGAAGAGCUUUGCCUGAUGUGAUAUUCAGACAUGGCCAAAAUCAGAAUUGA